AUGGUGCUGUUCACAUAUGCCAAACAACUCGGCCGUGCUGUAGUAUUGAAAAAGGCUUCAACCCUCCUCUUCAAACCCUCAUUUGUGUUCAGUGCCUGCCGCCAAUUCGCAACCCCGCUCUCUGCCUUUUCCUUUAGAAGAUUCAAUACUUUCUCAGGGGACAAUUCUGAGAGCUCCACAUCAGAAGCUACACAAACCUCUUUCAGCAACCCAGACACCGAUCUUUUCAUUGGAGGUGUUGACUGGUCAGCUACCGAAGAAGACAUAAAAGGAUUUUUCAAAAAUACUGGAGGAGUCGUCGGUGUAAGAAUUCCAAAAAACCUCGAAGGAAAGUCAAGAGGUUUUGCCUUUGUCAGAUUCGAAAACGCUGAAAAAGCUAAAGCAGGCCUUCAGUUAAGUGGAAAAGAAUUUCUGGGAAGAAUGGUCAGAGUGUCAAAGAUUGGGGAGAAAAACGAGUCAGUAAGCUGCAAAAUAUUUGUCGCAAAUAUUAGCAACACAAUUUCUAACGAAAUGCUUACCCAGCAUUUCUCGCAGUACGGACAAGUUCUCACCUCAAAAAUUGUGACUGAUUAUGAAGGGAAACCUAAAGGAUUUGGCUUUAUUGAGUUUGCUGCUCCUGAAGAAGCCAAAAAAGCAUUGAGUUCUUCAGGUGUUGAGCUUGAUGGGAGAGCUUUAGUGGUAAACGCGUCGCUGCCAAAAUCAAAAUUACCGAGACGUGACAGUGGAGAUAGAUAUGAAAAAAGAGACUUUGCUGGAAGAGAAAAUAGGUAUGGGGAUAGUGAAAGAGAAAAUAGGUAUGGGGAUUUUGAAAGAGAAGAUAGAGGUUAUGGAAGAAAAGAUAAUUAUGAUAGAAGAGAUUAUGGUAGAAGAGAUGAUAGAGAAGGCUAUGGGAGAAAAAGAGAUUAUUAA
Blepharisma stoltei is the source of this 909-nucleotide messenger RNA. The record is from the annotation of a GenBank genome assembly. NCBI's taxonomy places the organism in Eukaryota, Ciliophora, Heterotrichea, Heterotrichida, Blepharismidae.